AUGUAAUUUCACCCAACCAUUUCCAGUGCUCAGUCAGUCACAGACGGCGGUGUGUGGUAGCGUAGUCAUUCCUCACACAUAUUCCCACAACAACGGGGGACAAUUCUACUUCCUUUUGGAACUAACUAGACAUUAGCUGCUCGCGUACUUGCCGUUUUCAAUUAGAAAUGGAUUCAGAAGCUGUAGAAACAGGUGUCAGUGUGGAGGACGCACCAGCCGGGGUGCCGGAAGUGAACGGAGACCUGGGCAGGGGUGAGCCCGAUGGCCUGAGCGAGCCCGACCGGGCGGGCGAGUCCAGCGUUCCCGACGGAGUGAUGACCGGCAGUUCGCCGCCCAGAUCACCGGCGAUAGAAGACGUCCCCGACCCGAAAGAAGCACGGGAGAUGAUCCUGACGGAGCUGAAGACAGGACAGCCGAGAGCGAGUUUGAAAAAGUAUCAGAAACCAUCGAACACAUUUGUGGUGGGACCUUGAACAAGAGACGUGCCAAGCGGGUAGUGAGAGAGCAGCAAACGGACCUUUCCUGGCCUUUUAUCACAUUUAUUCAACCACAAACAGAGACGCCAGACAUGUGCAGCGAUCAACAACUCAAGCCGGAUCUAGGAUAGGAAUAUAGUGUUUGCUGUAUCUAACUUUAGAACAAAAGUACACUUUUGCUCAAGUAAGCAAUAUGAUAUGGGUGGAGAAGAAAAGGGUAUUUUUGAGUACGGGAAUAAGUAUUUUGUUGGUAGUGUGUACAUAUUAGAGUACUCCAUUCGCUAAUAUGAAUCUUAGUCUCGCUUAAACUGCAGUAUUCUAUGUAAACUUCACGGUGUAUUUUGUUAUCCAAUAACAUCGUUUUACUUUUGCGUCUGUUGUGGCCAACACAGCUGUCUUUGUGCAACGUUCCAGCUAUCCUUGCCACCAGAAAGAACUCCAUACAUUUCCUAGAUGAAGAAGAAUGUUAUAUAUGUUGGUGUCAACUUCGUUGAAAUGCAUUCUUAAUAGUCUAGUGUAUGACUAAGUGCCUCAAAUGCAGCACAUUAUCUUUGUAAACUACUGUGUAAGUAGUGCACAUAAAAGACCAGAGGCCACAAGACCAGUGUGAGAAUGUGAGAAAACGCCACCAUGAGCACGUAAAGCUAACUUGUAACUAAACAGCAUAAACAUUUCAACAUCACACUGUUGACUGACUUGGCGAUGUAUUAUUUAUCUUGCCCUUGGUCUCAGAGUCCAAAUCGUGUACAAUGUACAUAUGCUCUGCAGUCUUGCAGAUACAUUUGUGGUAUUAUUUUCUCAAAAGAGCUACUGCAGUGAAAUAUUUGUUCUAACUUGAUGAACGUUCGUGAUAACAU
Branchiostoma belcheri (Belcher's lancelet) is the source of this 1333-nucleotide messenger RNA. RefSeq lists its product as uncharacterized. The record is from RefSeq and is a predicted model, not a curated record. Bases 168 to 473 code for a protein of 101 amino acids. The transcript is spliced from 2 exons. NCBI's taxonomy places the organism in Eukaryota, Metazoa, Chordata, Leptocardii, Amphioxiformes, Branchiostomatidae.